Messenger RNA from Alligator sinensis (Chinese alligator), 1687 nucleotides. RefSeq names its product BEN domain containing 5 (gene BEND5). Lineage: Eukaryota; Metazoa; Chordata; Crocodylia; Alligatoridae. Gene Ontology annotation, biological process: negative regulation of DNA-templated transcription. Gene Ontology annotation, molecular function: DNA binding. The record is from RefSeq and is a predicted model, not a curated record. The coding region runs from base 16 to 1650 and encodes 544 amino acids. The transcript is spliced from 11 exons.
AGCCCACCUGCUGGAAUGGGUAGUGACAUAGGAAGUGAUGAUAUCAUAGCAGGGAAUGUAAGCAAAUAUGCUGUUCUUCCACCUGGUUACUGUGGACAGCCUAAAAAAGGACAUCUUAUAUUUGAUGCUUGUUUUGAAAGUGGUAACCUUGGACGUGUGGACCACAUCACAGAAUUUGAGUAUGAUUUAUUCAUUAGGCCAGAUACCUGCAAUCCACGCUUUCGAGUUUGGUUCAACUUCACUGUUGAAAACAUAAAAGAAUCACAGAGGGUAAUUUUCAACAUUGUCAACUUCAGUAAAACAAAAAGCCUCUACCGCGAUGGAAUGACCCCUAUGGUGAAGUCCACAAGCAGACCAAAAUGGCAAAGGCUGCCACCUAAAAAUGUAUAUUAUUAUCGCUGUCCAGACCACAGGAAAAACUAUGUCAUGUCAUUUGCUUUUUGCUUUGACCGAGAGGAUGACAUUUACCAAUUUGCCUACUGCUACCCCUACACGUAUACUCGGCUUCAACACUAUCUUGACAACUUACAACGGAGGAACAUGGACUACUUUUUCAGGGAAUUGCUAGGACUCAGCGUGCAACAACGGCGGCUUGACCUCCUGACUAUAACCAACCCCGAAGACAAAACAGACCUUGAAAACAGUGUGAUGCAGAAGAAAAUUAAAAUCCCCAAACUCUCUCUCAAUCAUAUAGAAGAAGCUGGGGAGGUUACAGAUUAUGGGGAAGAAGAUGUGGAGCUUAGACACAGUAAGAGACAAGAUGGGAGGAAACAAAGUGAAGGCGCACACAAAAGCAUUGAAGCAGUUGUCGCUCGCCUUGAAAAGCAAAAUGGGAUGAGUCUCAGUAAUAAUUCCAGCCCUGAGGAAACCUUUAUGGAGACUUCAGAAGGCAUUAACAGUAUGGACGAUGCUGUCGUUCCUCGGGUUCUCUAUGAAGAAUUGUUGAGGAGUUACCAGCAGCAACAAGAAGAAAUGAGACACAUUCAGCAAGAACUUGAGCGAACACGAAGACAGCUUGUGCAGCAGGCAAAAAAGUUAAAGGAGUAUGGGGCAUUAGUUUCAGAAAUGAAAGAGCUCAGAGACUUGAACAGAAGGCUCCAGGAUGUGUUGCUUCUAAGACUAGGCAGUGGUCCUGCCAUAGAGCUUGAAAAAGGAAAACCAGAAUCAAUUGAGCCUGAGCCUGAGGUACAGAAGACAUACAGCGAGGAAGCAAAUACAUCAACUUAUUAUCCAGCCCCCGUCCCAGUAAUGGACAAGUAUAUUCUUGAGAAUGGAAAGGUCCAUCUUGGCAGUGGAAUCUGGGUAGAUGAGGAGAAAUGGCACCAGCUGCAAGUAACACAAGGAGAUUCAAAGUACACAAAAAAUCUAGCGGUUAUGAUUUGGGGAACAGAUGUUCUCAAGAACAGAAGUGUCACGGGAGUUGCAACCAAAAAAAAGAAAGAUGCAGUCCCCAAGCCACCUCUCUCACCUCACAAAUUAAGCAUCGUCAGAGAAUGUUUGUACGACAGAAUAGCACAAGAAACUGUGGAUGAAACGGAAAUUGCACAGAGACUCUCCAAAGUCAACAAGUACAUCUGUGAAAAAAUCAUGGAUAUCAAUAAAUCAUGUAAAAAUGAAGAAAGGAGGGAAGCAAAGUACAAUUUGCAAUAAAUUUUGGAUUUUUAAUAAAGUCUUAGUGUUUUCCUUA